Dipodomys spectabilis (banner-tailed kangaroo rat) is the source of this 3476-nucleotide messenger RNA. It is a transcript of the gene Ccdc68, whose product is annotated as coiled-coil domain containing 68. NCBI's taxonomy places the organism in Eukaryota, Metazoa, Chordata, Mammalia, Rodentia, Heteromyidae. Gene Ontology annotation, cellular component: intracellular anatomical structure. Gene Ontology annotation, biological process: intracellular signal transduction. The transcript is spliced from 11 exons. The record is from RefSeq and is a predicted model, not a curated record. The coding region runs from base 108 to 1115 and encodes 335 amino acids.
CCCGCACCACCCCGGAGCCAAGCCUGGCCACUCGGGUGGCCGGAGCACGCAGGGCAAAGCCUAGGCCUGGACCCCCGCGGUGAGCGCCCUGCCAGCCAGAAUUCACAAUGACAACAGUAAAUGUGACCACAGAAGCUCUGCCAACAAGUAUAAUAGAAGAUAAUGCUGCUGUGUAUGAGGCUACAUCAGCACACAUUAUUGAAGAAACUGAAUAUGUGAGAAAGAUUCGAACUACUCUGGAGAAGAUCCGAAAUCAAAUGUUUAAAGAUGAAAUAGGACAUAACAGCACAAAUCACAAGCUAGAGGCAAAGCUCUAUGAAAACAUUCAAAAUGGCACUGAUGCUAAAAUGGACCCUUCUUGUGGCAGCUUGGACUUGCUCAUGCAAAAAAUCAGAGGAAAAGACCUGCAGCUCCUAGAGAUGAACAAGGAGAAUGAAGUCUUGAAAAUCAAGCUGGAAGCCUCCAGAGAGGCAGGAGCAGCAGCUCUGAGAAACAUGGCCCAGAGGUUAUUUGAGAACUACCAGACACAAUCUGAAGAUGCGAGGAAACGGCAUGAGGACAGCAAGCACUUACUCCAGGUUACCAAGCUUGAGAAAGAACUGACAUUGAAACAGCAUGUUGAAAGUCUGAAUCAAGUUGCUGAAAAACUUGAAGAAAAACAUAAGCAAAUCACAGAAUUGGAGACGCUUGUGCAGAGGAUGGAGACGGAAAAGAGAACGCUACUAGAAAGAAAACUAUCAUUGGAGAGCAAGCUUCUGCAACUCAAAUCCAAUGCUACAUAUGCUAACAGUUGCCAGGAUCUUCAGAUGGAGAUUUCCAUCCUCCAGGAGCAGAUCUCUCAUUUGCAGUUUGUGAUUCAUUCUCAGCAUCAGAACCUACGCAGCGUCAUCCAGGAGAUGGAAGGAUUAAAGAAUAACUUAAAGGAACAAGAUAAAAGAAUUGAACGUCUGCAAGAAAAAGUCAGUGUACUUGAAGCCCAGAACAAAGAACUAAAAACCAAGGUGGCACUUUGGCCUGAAAUGCCUAGGACAAAAGCAUCUAAAUCGGUCUCUACAAGUGAAUUGAAGACUGAAGACACGUCUCCCUAUUUGAUGUUGAUUAGGCUACGGAAAUGAACUGGCUGGAUAAAGAUCAGCUUGAGAGAGACUAUGUGGAUCUUAUUUAUUCCUUUCAUGUUAAAAUGGCGACAUGUCAGUGUUCAUAUGGACUUUAUUAUACAUCAAAACUCAGCAGGAAGGCAACAUUCCAGAAUUUCAAACAAAUGUGUAUUUGAGUGAAAGAAUUCUUUCUUUAGAACUUACUAAACACACUAAGAAACCAGGUGAUUUCCCAUAAGGGAAAGUCAAUUCCAUUUUUAACUUAAGGAAAUCUGUGUCUUAUUUUUUGUUUCAUGAUCAAGAAACAUAAGGUUUUCAUCUUCACCCUUUGGAUAGUAAUGUUUUAUGUAUACUGGGAACAAUGCAAUAUAUAUAUAUAUAUAUAUAUAUAUAUAUAUAUAUAUAUAUAUGGACACAUGGAUAUAUAAUUAUAUAUGAAUAAAUGCUAUAUUGUAAGAUUGACUUUUAGAUAUGAAACAGUUCUUACCAUGUGUAAUUUCACCUUCUCUUAACCUGUUUGUUGUUAGUGGGAUGGUUGUUAUCUACUGAAUUAUGGGGAGACAAGCAAGAGGUCCAUGAAACCUAGUUCCUCCAACCCAUAGUGUCUUCCAUAUUGAAAAUCAUGAUCUCCUCUCCCUACCCUAGAAUGUCAUUGUUCUUUGGUUAUUUGGUGGUAAAAAUGAACAUUUUUGUUGGAGGCUAACACCAUACAUGUAAGACAGCAGGGAGUGUGCUCUUAUCUUCGUGACAAAUAUUUUCUUGCUGUUCAUUAAUAUAAUCUAAGUAAAAUAAUGUGGGAGGAAAGAUUGAAUGUAAGGCAGUCAGCAGGUACUUCCAUAAAAAAAAUAAUGGAUUCUGUACAGUUGAAAGGAAUAGAGGCUACUAUCCACAUCCACAAGGAACCUCGAUUCCUAAGUUUGAAUGGCAUGUUUGGGGCUUGAGUUAAAGUGUGCUUAGAUUUGGGAUCUUGUUUUCAUUACAAAUAGAGUGUGUUAUUGCUACAAGUAAAACCAAACUCUGACUGGUGGAAAUGCAAACAAACUGGAAGAACACAAUUUCAAUGAAGUAAAUAAGGAGAGGCUUUAUUCACCCUCAGAAAAGAAUUCCCUUUGUGCCUUUGGUCACCAUAUUUUUCUCAGGAAAGAUGUUACCAGCUUUUCAAUACAGAAUGUGAAAUAUCAGUAUUAUCUAGGAAAUGUGUAAAGGUAUAUAUACAAUACGGUGAAAUACUAUAUUUGUACAUUCACCAAGUACUGUAACUCUGUGUUCUGGCAAACUUUCUCUUUUUUUUGGUGGUGGUACUAGGGUUUGAACUCUGAACUUCGCACUCUUGCUUUCGCUUUUUCUCUUUAGGAUGGUGCUCUACUACCUGAGUCACACUUCCAAUUCUCACUUUUUGCUGGUUAACUGGAGAUAAGAAUCUUAGAGACCUUUCAGCAUGGAUUUGCUUUGAAUCAGGAUUUUCAGAUCUCAGCUUUCUGAAUAGUUAGGAUCGUAUAUGGGAGCUAGCAGCACUCACUCAGCAUUGCUUGUGAGUUUUUAAGGUAUAAUUAUUUAAUAAUGUGUAGGGCAUAAUGAUCCUAUGCUGGAACAAUUCUAAGCACUUUAUUAAUUUCUUUCAUGUUCCUCUCACAGGGCUGAAGAAUGUCCAUUCCUCAGGCCAUAUAGAAAGCUUGAGACAUGAUUUGGUUUGUGAAAGCACAAAUGUAUGAGGUACUUUGUGUCAUCUGCCUGCAUAUCAUCUGCUGGUACAGAUGAUUUUGUGUGGCCUAUAAUGUUAUUACUGUCUUAAGAGUCUUUGGCAGAAGAAAGGUUCCCCAUCUUUGAGAGCAGGUCACAUUGCUAUUUGUGUUUUACACAGGAAGAGAUAUUGAGUUAGCAAAGGAAUUUCCCCAACUUCUCAUGGUGAACAAGGAUCUGCAGCUUUUGAGCUGGUUCUGCCUGUUCACUUGGUGUUCUGACAUAUAUCCCCAAUUGUAAAUAUGCCUCCUCUCUUGCUACUUUAACAAGACACCUUCUUGAUAGCUCUCUGUGUUAUCCUGCCAAUGCUAGCCAGAGAUCAGAUUUGCUGACAAAAAUCAAAGAUUAAUGAAAUGAGUUCAUGUCACCACAUGAACCUACCACCACAAGAUCUCUAAAGACAAUCUUCUCUGCUAAGAAUCUAUGCAUUUUACUUCUAUUUUUCAUGACUUCAUGCUAUGUUGAGGACAUCUUUGUAAUACAAUUUCAGGUACAUUUGUAAGGAAGCUAGGAACGUGAAUUUUGCUUCAAGCCUUUACAGUAUACCAAGAGAAUUGAUCUUCAUUUGGGGAUUAUGCAACAUCUUCUUAUACCUCAUGAAUUACACUGGACUGUAAUAAAUCUGAGAUUUUGGAAUGA